AUGAAGACGGUUGUUUUUGUUCUCGCGUUAUUCGCCGAAUUCGCCAGCAGCCUUCACUCGGUGAAAGCGAAAGGUCGAUUUUUGUGCAAAGGCAAACCGCUCGUUGAUAAAGAAGUCCUUAUUAUUGACCGAAAGACCAUUUAUACAAUUCCUGAUGACAUACUCGCCGAAAGUCGCACCGAUUCGGAAGGCUACGUCGAAAUCGCCGGUGUCGGCGGCAAAUUUUUGGUGUUGGAUUUUGGCGAUCUCGAGGUGACUCAGACGCAAAGUGUCAAACGAGGCUCGCAAUUUUUGUUCGAUUUACUUCGUGGCUGUUGA
Caenorhabditis bovis is the source of this 318-nucleotide messenger RNA. The record is from the annotation of a GenBank genome assembly. NCBI's taxonomy places the organism in Eukaryota, Metazoa, Nematoda, Chromadorea, Rhabditida, Rhabditidae.